This is a messenger RNA of Daphnia magna, 4290 nucleotides long. RefSeq names its product membrane metallo-endopeptidase-like 1. Gene Ontology annotation, biological process: protein processing. Gene Ontology annotation, molecular function: metalloendopeptidase activity. The record is from RefSeq and is a predicted model, not a curated record. Lineage: Eukaryota; Metazoa; Arthropoda; Branchiopoda; Diplostraca; Daphniidae. The coding region runs from base 944 to 3607 and encodes 887 amino acids. Gene Ontology annotation, cellular component: plasma membrane. The transcript has 20 exons.
CAUCGCCGACUACGCAAACGUCUAUGGGAUUAUGGAAACGCUUUCUUUUGAAUAGAUACAAUGGAUUGUCUCUAUUAACUCUUCCGGAUACGUGAUAUGCAAACAUCCUCCCACUACUAUUUUAUUCAAACAUUAAUGCCCACGCCCUUGAAUCGCUUUUUCUUCAUUUUGUUAUCAUUUUAGAGGCUGCACGUACACUUUCCCCGGUUUUGGGAUAACUGAUCGAUUGAACCAAUUUUACGUGCAAUAGAACUUGAUGCACAACAUCGGGAUCGUAAAACAAAAAUCCAAAUCCGUAUGCGAUGCGGAACGGAACCGAUAUGUAAAUAGAGCCGGCUGAAUAACGAAAAAGAAAGAAUAAGAUCCAACAAGAUAUAAACUGCAAAGGAGGGCGCCAACAAGGUUUUAAGGACGACAAUUUCCAGCCAAAUAUAUGAGGGUAUUGAGUGAUGUCGACCCAAGGAUUUAUCUUGUUUUACGCACGCCCGUCAGUGAGGGUACGUAGCAGCAGUGUUAUACAGCGGUUCGGAAAUAGCUGAAAGGGGAAUUUACGAUGUGUCCUCAAACAGGAAAGGGAGGAUUGUUUCACGGUACAUCCUCCUGGAGGACUAGUUGCCAAGAUAGGGGCGGCCAACGAUGUUGUGUAUUAUUGAAACAACUUCUUCGCCUCGCUCGGCUAAAGCGCGAUUGAACUAAAAACCGGAUGUGCUUUUCAACUGGGUUGUGACGUGCCCACAUCAAUCUUAUUCUACUCGAUGAAGGAGACUGUAAUGAGAUUUUGUAAUAUUUUGUUUUGUGUUUUUCAAAGGGAUUCAUUGUCAGUCUCCGCUAAUUAAUUUCGACUGAUCUAUUCCUGUUCGGACAGCAGCUUCAGUACGGUCGGCGUCAUCUGUCGGGAAACGUGACACUUUAGGAGAAUUAGAUAACAAAACCGUUUGCCCUGAUGUGUUUGUUUAUUUACUCGUCGGGGAAAAUCAAGACCAUGGGAAGAUCUCUUUGGAUGAGCCGAGAGAAAACAGGAGAAGGUGUUAUUAUGGUGCGGCAAGCAUCUUCGGUAGCGUCAUCAAAUCGUAACGGACUGACUGGACUUCCAAAAGUUGGCCGUCACCGACCAGUUGUGCGUAGCCAGAGUUCGCGGAUCUCGCUCCUGCGCCAGCCUCCGGCUAGUGCUUCUAGCCUCACCAGCGGAAACGAGGAAGAGCAUUUCUCCAUUCCCGAAAGGUACGUCGAGUUUCGUGGCAGGAGUUGCAAUCGUUGUUGGUGGUGGUGGAUCCCAUUGACCGUCAUUACGUCGAUCAUCGUCACUGCUGCCAUCAUCUGGUUAUUCCAACCUUACGGAUUAUUUGGUUACCAAGAAUACUCGAACGCUACGUUGGCGGAAGAGCAGCAGCAAGACGAAGUGUGUACGACUCCUGCUUGCGUCAAAGCGGCAGCACGUCUACUUGCUCGUCUCGAUCCGUCGAUUGAUCCCUGCACGGAUUUUUACCGUUUCUCCUGCGGCCGUUUCCUUGAAACCUACAGCGUCCCAGACGACUCUAAUCAGCUUUCAACCCUGCAGGAAAUGCAAGAUGAAAUGUUGCUGUCUACUCGAAAAGUGCUGGAACAGUCACACGAGGGCGAUGCUAACGUCAACGGAUCCAUCCGGAAAGUCAAAGAUUUCUACGCGUCGUGCAUGAGCCCGCAUUUGGACGAUGCGGAUUUUGGCAACGUCAGCGAGUUGCCACUGUUUGCUUUCCUACAGCCGGGCGAACUAGGCGCUUGGCCGUUGCUCAUGCUCGAGCCCGGCGACCGGCCGCACGAUCAUGCGUCACUCGAGCACCUGAUCGGGACCUUGGCAGCGCUCCAAGUCCAUAGCUUUGUUGACAUUUACGUGACGCAGGACGAGCGGAACUCGUCCCAGUACAUCCUUCAGUUUUUUAAAGGUGAGCCACUGAUGGAAAAAGAUUGGUAUGACGUGAGCAGGAAUGAGACGGCGGCCAGGCAUCUACGCUGCCUUCGCUCUUAUCGCAACCUCAUGGAGGAGACUAUCCUUCUUCUCAGUGGCGGCCGGCGUGAGCCACUUGACGAACUCGACGAUAUGCUGGCCUUUGAGGCUCGCUUUGCAAAAAUUUCCAGUACCUUCUGCGCUGAUGGUGACAUGAUUUCGGACCCGACCAACGACUCGAAUCGCACUACGAGUAACAAUGAAGAUCUGGAGAAUGCUGCCUUCCAUCACGAUACCAUCGUUGAUCAUCGCUUGAAUCUCUCCGACAUGGAAACCCAAUUUCCUGCGAUCAAUUGGACAGCAGCGGUGGAGACUCUUCUUCGAGCGACUGGCUUAAGCGAUAAAGAUCGGGCAGCUUUGCUGUUGUCUGACAUGCCCGUUAGUCUGCAGUGUCGUGACUUCCUACCCGAACUGAGCAACCUCCUCACCACUACACCAUCCAGAACCGUUACAAACUAUUUGAUAUGGCGAUUCAUCUUCAAAUCGAUGCCACUCAUCACCACCCGUUUCCACAAAAUGUGGACCAACUUCAAACAGAGUGUACCGAAUUUGGGGGAGGAGCGCAUUUAUCUUACCAGGUGGAAGCAGUGCGUCGCGCUGGUUAAUGAAGGUUUUGGAUUAGUGGCCGCUCAUCUUUACGUUACCAAAAUGGCCUCAAAUUGGACCAACACUUGGAUAUUGCGGCUAAUCGACGAACUAAAAGAGGCUUUCGGCGCCAGCAUCGCACGCCAAGAGUGGAUCGAAGAGGAGAUGACUCUACGUCUACUAGAGAAAUUGGAGGCAAUGGGCUCCAAGAUUGGCUAUCCCAACAAAAUUCUCAACCUGACUCAGUUGGAUCUCGAUUAUCAGGAGCUGCACAUUGACGGUGGCCAUAUUUUCUUCAACGUCAUGCGCAUGAAACGUCACGAAGUCUGGCGCGAAAUUCAAAAAGUAUUUCAGCCUCCACCACAAGAAAAAGAAUGGCUAGUUCAACCGCUGGUCGUCAAUGCCUUCCACAAUCCAUCGACCAACGAGAUCAUUUUUCCACUAGGCAUCCUUCGUGAGCCUUUCUUCAACCUAGACCUACCGAGGUACAUGACGUACGGCAAUCUAGGCGUCGUGAUCGGCCAUGAAAUUGUUCACGGUUUCGAUGUCAACGGACGACGGUACGACCGACAUGGCAACAUGACGCAAUGGUGGAGCGACUCGCUGAUGCGUGAGUUCAGCCAGCGGACCGACUGUUUUGUCCAACAAUAUGCCGCGUUCACAAUUGACCACAUCGAUAAACCGGUCGACGGAAACAGAACACUGGGCGAAAAUGUAUGCGACAGUGGUGGUCUCGCCCAUGCGUGGACAGCAUAUAAGUCACAUUCAAGAGCCAUAGGCGAGGAGAAUCAUAGGCCAGAAUUCCGACUGCCAGGUGUCAACUACACCAAUGACCAGCUUUUUUUCAUCACUUACGGACAGAUUUGGUGCGAAGUGCUUAAUGCUGAUGGCUACGAGAAGUACACCAAAGAAGCUCAUAGUCCGGGCAAGUACCGUGCCAACGGUGUCCUUCAAAAUAGCCCUACUUUUUCUGAAGUGUUUCAUUGCCCAGUCGACAGUCCGAUGAACCCAGUCAACAAGUGCCAACUCUGGAGCUAAUGACAAAUACAGUAAGUUAAAAAAAAAAAAAAAAAAAACCUUUUAAGACUGUUGGGGCGUUGACAGCCGAACAAAGGCUUUUAACACAAUGUUUGGCAACAACUUCUUACUGGCUGUCAGCAACUAUAGAUUGUUGAUCAUUUUUUCAUGUAUAGUCGAUUCCCUGUCAGUUAAAACCAAGUUUGUUAAAUGCAUGGCGACAUAUUUUCAAUUAUGUAUACGUCACUCAAGUCAAAAAUUUUUGUUUUGUUUCUACGACGUUUAACUAAGUCAAAUCAUUUUCAAUGCGCAAAAAGAAAAAUGUCAUCCUGCUAUCACUCGAAAGAGUUUUCUCUCACGCUCUUAAUUCUUUAUUUUAUACUUUGCGUUCGCCGUGUUAGUUCCGUCACGUUUGACAUGGUACUGCACCACUGAAACCUAGUGUAUAUUUGUGAAAUCAUGGAAACACCCAUUUCUUCUCCCGUCAGCUUGCCAAAAAAAAAAAUUUUUUCAAAUCCUUUUUACUCUCGUGUUUUUUUAAACCAAAAAAAGAACAAAAACGUGGUUGGUGUUUUUUGAUCAAUUCGUGCUAAUCGUGAAUGUCACGUUUAAAAAAAUCUAGUUUCAAUUUCGUGAAUUAUAAUCAUUGUCUCACAUACCUCGGUACAAUUGAGUAUUGAAUAGUAAACGUGACUGAUAUGUAA